This is a messenger RNA of Alexandromys fortis (reed vole), 3109 nucleotides long. It is a transcript of the gene Strn3, whose product is annotated as striatin 3. The record is from RefSeq and is a predicted model, not a curated record. Gene Ontology annotation, cellular component: dendrite. Bases 314 to 2713 code for a protein of 799 amino acids. NCBI's taxonomy places the organism in Eukaryota, Metazoa, Chordata, Mammalia, Rodentia, Cricetidae. Gene Ontology annotation, molecular function: armadillo repeat domain binding; calmodulin binding; protein phosphatase 2A binding. The transcript has 17 exons.
AGCAGGCGGGCGGGCGAGCGGCGGCGCGACGUCUCUCCUCACCCGUCCCUCCCCCUCCCUCCCGCCCGCCGCGGUUUCCCCCCCCCCCCUUUCCCCAAAGUGAGUGAGUGAGACGGGCAGAUGGAGGAGGGACUGUAAUGGCGGCGGCCGGCAGCUCCCUGCUCUGAUCCGCGGCAAGCACACGGCAGCGACCCCCCUCCCCGGCCCUCUCCCGGCCGGCCCCCGCCCUGCCGUCGGCGCGGGGCCACCGUCCCCGACCCUCCCCGCAGCUGCCGGCGUCUGGCUCUGAGCCCCGGCCGGGGCCCCGCACACAAUGGACGAGCUGGCCGGAGGCGGCGGCGGCGGUGGCGGCGGCCCGGGGAUGGCGGCCCCUCCCCGGCCGCAGCAGGGAUCCGGGGGGACCCUGAACCUUCCGCCGGGAGCGAACGGAGCGCCGGGCGGCGGGGGUCCCGCGGCCUCCGAGGUGGCGGGGCCCCCGCCAGGCCCCGAGCUGUCCCGGCCGCAGCAGUACACCAUCCCGGGGAUCCUGCACUACAUCCAGCACGAGUGGGCUCGGUUCGAAAUGGAGCGGGCGCACUGGGAGGUGGAGCGGGCCGAACUGCAGGCACGGAUCGCAUUUUUACAAGGAGAAAGAAAAGGUCAAGAGAAUUUGAAGAAGGAUUUAGUGAGAAGAAUAAAAAUGUUAGAGUAUGCAUUAAAACAAGAACGGGCAAAGUAUCACAAAUUAAAAUAUGGCACAGAACUGAACCAAGGUGAUUUGAAAAUGCCAACCUUUGAAUCAGAGGAAACCAAAGACUCGGAGGCUCCUACAGCACCUCAGAAUAGCCAGCUAACGUGGAAGCAAGGCAGACAGCUGUUGAGACAGUAUCUUCAAGAAGUAGGAUACACUGAUACAAUAUUAGAUGUACGAUCUCAGCGGGUAAGGUCAUUACUUGGACUGUCUAAUUCAGAACCAAAUGGAUCCGUAGAAGCAAAGAAUUUAGAACAGAUUUUGAAUGGUGGUGAAUCUCCUAAACAAAAAGGACAAGAAAUCAAAAGGCCAUCUGGUGAUGUUCUUGAGACAUUCAAUUUUUUAGAAAAUGCUGAUGACAGUGAUGAAGAAGAAAAUGACAUGAUUGAGGGCAUCCCAGAAGGAAAAGAGAAACUUCGGAUCAAUAAGCACAAAAUAGGUAAUGAAGGUUUAGCUGCUGACUUAACUGAUGAUCCUGAUACCGAGGAAGCACUGAAAGAAUUCGACUUUUUAGUGACUGCAGAAGAUGGUGAAGGGGCUGGUGAAGCACGGAGUUCAGGGGAUGGUACAGAAUGGGAUAAAGAUGACCUCUCCCCAACUGCUGAGGUUUGGGAUGUAGACCAGGUACUAAUAAGUAAACUGAAGGAACAGUACAAGAAGGAACGAAAGGGGAAGAAAGGGGUGAAGAGGGUCAACAGGACAAAACUCUGCGACAUGAUCGCUGAUCUGGGAGAUGAUGAGCUGCCCCACAUCCCUUCAGGAGUCAUUAAUCAGUCUAGGUCAGCCUCUCCUAGAAUGACUGAUCAUGAAGGUGCAAGAGCAGAGGAAGCUGAACCAAUAACGUUUCCAUCUGGAGGAGGCAAGUCAUUUAUUAUGGGUUCUGAUGAUGUUUUGUUAAGUGUACUGGGCCUUGGAGACCUUGCAGACUUGACGGUAACAAAUGAUGCAGACUAUAGUUAUGAUUUGCCGGCCAAUAAAGAUGCCUUUCGAAAGACUUGGAACCCCAAGUAUACACUACGUAGUCAUUUUGAUGGAGUCAGAGCAUUAGCUUUUCAUCCUGUAGAACCUGUGCUGGUUACUGCCUCUGAGGACCACACCCUGAAACUUUGGAAUUUGCAAAAGACAGUUCCUGCCAAAAAGAGUGCCUCUUUAGACGUAGAGCCUAUCUACACAUUUAGGGGUCACAUUGGCCCUGUUCUUUCAUUAGCUAUUAGUUCUAAUGGAGAACAGUGUUUUAGUGGUGGUAUUGAUGCAACCAUUCAGUGGUGGAAUAUGCCUAGUCCUAAUGUGGAUCCCUAUGAUACAUAUGAGUCAAAUGUUCUAGCUGGCACUUUAGUUGCUCAUACAGAUGCAGUCUGGGGUCUUGCCUAUAGUGGCAUAAAAAAUCAGUUACUGUCUUGUUCAGCAGAUGGCACUGUAAGGUUAUGGAAUCCCCAAGAAAAACUGCCAUGUAUUUGCACUUACAAUGGAGACAAGGAACGUGGAAUACCUACAUCAGUUGACUUUAUUGGCUGUGAUCCGGCUCAUAUGGUAACCUCUUUCAACACUGGUAGUGCAGUAAUUUAUGAUUUAGAAACAUCACAGUCAUUGGUGAUGCUUUCCUCACAGGUAGAUUCUGGUUUACAAUCUAGCAAUCACAUUAACAGAGUAGUAAGUCAUCCCACACUUCCUGUUACAAUAACUGCUCAUGAAGAUAGACACAUCAAGUUUUUUGACAAUAAAACGGGUAAAAUGAUCCAUUCAAUGGUAGCUCAUCUGGAUGCUGUUACAAGUUUAGCAGUAGAUCCUAAUGGCAUCUAUUUGAUGUCUGGAAGCCAUGACUGCUCCAUUAGAUUAUGGAAUUUGGACAGUAAGACAUGUGUACAAGAAAUAACAGCUCAUAGGAAGAAAUUGGAUGAAUCAAUUUAUGAUGUUGCUUUCCACCCAUCAAAGGCAUAUAUCGCCAGUGCAGGAGCUGAUGCUCUUGCCAAAGUAUUUGUGUGAACCAACAUAAAUUUGACUGGUCAGAAAGGGGGUCUGUCUGCAUCACUGCCAUCAAGAAAGUCACUGAUACGACACUACAUGUGCUCUGCUGGGUAAAGCUGCUGGGCAGACAUAAUUGUUGGGAAUCACAUCUUCAUGUCAGGCUUACUAGUUUAACUGUAAUUAACUGUAUUUGUGGGACAGAAAGAAAAAGGACUCCAGUAUCUGUGCUGUAUACUGGAUAUGAACUGAGCGUAAUUUUUUUUUUAAAGGUGUUUAAGCCAAUGUGGAGUCUGAUCUUACAAAAAAAUAAAGGUGUUUUUGUUGGACUCUGUGUGCUGCCUUAGGGUUAGGAAUGUGGUGCUCUUGUGGGGAAGCAAACUCCAAGAGUAGCUUUUCAUCUCUUAGUGAUCUUAC